UUGCUGGGUUUUGGGUCAGGAGACUAACCUGGGGGUAUGUCUGCAGUAAUCAUCACAGAUGGAAAAUGAGAAAAACCAUGCGCUGCCUGGUACUCUGUGCUAUGUGCUUUGGACAAAUUUGAGUGUUGGUAGAGAAGGUUUGCUACCUCAUGUGCCAUCCACUGGGUAAGGACAUGACCCACAAUACCUUCAGAUGCAGGCUCGUUCCCGGGGAGAAAUCCUGACCCCAAAUCAGAGGAACUGGAGCCACACUCAGCGGCGACGUAAAUACAGGAAGUGCUGACUCUCAGCUCCUCCGAGAAUGGGGAGCUGGGGUCCCGCUUUCCGUGUCCUCCUGGAACCGGAGCCUGAGGCGAAAGCACGAACUGCCCUCCUGUUUGUAACCUUAAAAGUUAAUUUACAGCAAAUAACUGAGAAGAUAAAUUGGUUUGAGAAAGAAAGCAGAGAACUUGCUGAAGAAAUAUCCAUUUGGGAGCAGAAGAUCAGGGAAGCAAAGAAACAUCUAUCAGAAACUGAGACAGAAAAUAUGUUUCUCUCUGAUGAAACUCCUAAAUUGAAGUUGCAAGAUGAAUUUGAAGAUCCAGAGCUGAGAGUCUUGAGGUCCAAGAAAUAUGACCUGGAAGACAGUAAAAAGGUCCUGGAAGACAAGUGCAAUGCAUUGAGUUCCAUGAAAACAACGAAGGAAGCAGAAUUGAAACAGCUGAAGAAGAGAGUGGAUACCUUGACUGAAUUCUAUGAACAGACAAAAGUGGCUGCAGAAGAGAAACUGAAAAAGACACACUAUGAACUGGUGGCAAAGAAGAAUCAGCUGUCAGCUACAGAGAAAAAUUUGAAAGUAGCCACAGAAGAAAUAGACAAAUACAAGCAACAAGUCCAAGAAAUGCAAGAACAGCUGCAGGAGUCAGAACUGACCUUCAGACACCAGAUCGCAGUUCAUGAGAAGAAUGCUCAAGACAACUGGGUCAAGGCUCGGUUUUGGGAGAGGGAGAUAGCGCAGCAAAGCAGGGAGAAAGCCUACUUGAAACACAGACUGGGCUUACUGGAAGAAAGAUGCUGCCUGAGAGACACAGGAGGCAGGAGCUGAUUCCGGGAAGACCUGAGACGCAGAACCCUCCAGGGAGAGGACUGUUUCAGAUUUGAAGACCUCCCUGAGCAGUAACAACCAGGCUAUGAAGAGUGUAUAUUUAGAACAUGUGUCAGAUCUGCCUAAUGGUCAGAGUGUUUCCCCUUUCAAUCCUGUCCCCUGUGCUUUGUCACUCCUGGUAUCCCCCUAAUAAACGUUUCAUGUUUCUUUCUUCA
Molecule: messenger RNA, 1299 nt
Organism: Nyctereutes procyonoides (raccoon dog)
Lineage: Eukaryota; Metazoa; Chordata; Mammalia; Carnivora; Canidae
Product: transport and Golgi organization protein 1 homolog
Exons: 12
Coding region: 302-1084 (260 amino acids)
Biological process (GO): protein secretion; endoplasmic reticulum to Golgi vesicle-mediated transport; vesicle cargo loading
Cellular component (GO): endoplasmic reticulum exit site; endoplasmic reticulum membrane
Source: RefSeq, a predicted model, not a curated record